Molecule: messenger RNA, 6714 nt
Organism: Sebastes umbrosus (honeycomb rockfish)
Lineage: Eukaryota; Metazoa; Chordata; Actinopteri; Perciformes; Sebastidae
Product: astrotactin-2-like
Exons: 23
Coding region: 1310-5056 (1248 amino acids)
Biological process (GO): neuron cell-cell adhesion; neuron migration
Molecular function (GO): protein binding
Source: RefSeq, a predicted model, not a curated record
UCCAUCUGACAAAAACUAAUAAAAAGAAUAUAUAUAUAUAGUCCUAUGUAUUUCGAAUGUGUUUUUACAUUUAAGAUAAUACAGAUAAAAACUAUUUGGGGCAUAUUUUAAUUGUGGAUUUAGCAGCCUAUCUGCAUCCUUUUUUUUUUUUUAAAUGUCUCUUACAUUGCUUUUUUGUGCUCCUCGUCUGUUGACCUGAUCAUUUCUCCUUUUUUUGUUGCUAGUUUUAUCUUUUUUCUUUAUCUCUUGAUUUUCAGCAUAAUGGCACUGCUCUUGUUUAUUUGUGUCUGAUUGUGUUGCAGCAUCUUCCCACCAUUGUUUAUUGAACUCCAUCCUUCAUCUUUGUAUACAAAUUCCCUGUCUUGUUUUGUAUAUUUGUCCUUGUGCUAAUAAAAAUAAAAAAAUAAAAAAAUAAAAAGCAGAAGACCGUCAGGCAUUAAAUCUCGCCCAUUAUCGCGAGAUUACGGAUGAAGCGCGAGGUCAAGGGUGAAGAGCUCCGCACACAGGUUUUGGGCUAGUCUACUAGUCUAGCAUCAGCAAACAUGGUUAUGGAUAUCAGAAAGUGGCGUAAUGCUAAAGGAAAUUCAAAUUACAAAAAUAAAUAUAGGCUACGUCCGGCUUGGAAUCGGGAGAAAGACAAAUUGUGGGAGGAGGAGACGAAAUCACGCUAGUUAGCUAACUAAUGUUAGCCUAGCUGUCAUCGGUUCACGGACUGCGGUCAAGCCAGCUCCCACGUUGUUUUGCGGUACGUGUCUAUCCUAGGCAUUACGGUAAGAGCGUGUCUAUCCUAGGCAUUACGGUAAGAGCGUGUCUAUCCUAGGCAUUACGGUAAGAGCGUGUCUAUCCUAGGCAUUACUGUAAGAGCGUGUCUAUCCUAGGCAUUACGGUAAGAGCGUGUCUAUCCUAGGCAUUACGGUAAGAGCGUGUCUAUCCUAGGCAUUACGGUAAGAGCGUGUCUAUCCUAGGCAUUACGGUAAGAGCGUGUCUAUCCUAGGCAUUACGGUAAGAGCGUGUCUAUCCUAGGCAUUACGGUAAGAGCGUGUCUAUCCUAGGCAUUACGGUAAGAGCGUAUAUUAGAAUAUUAGGACAUUCUGAUGUAGAAUUUCAAAAUUAAAGCCUUUAAAAAAUCUUAAAUAUGGGCUAUCUUCACUGUAAGUGAGUAAGUAAUGUGUAAGCAGUUUGUCAGUGCACCACAACUUCAGCCUCCAGGUGGUCUUAGGAAGGAGUAUUGAGGAACAUCUUCACUGACCACCAUCCAGGUUGAGGUUGCACCUGGAGCAGCUGGCCUUCCAGAGACGCGAAUGCCCGAAUGAAUGGAAAGACAAAGUCCUCAGGAGAUUCUGCACCGAGACGCGUGGCCUGCAGCUCUUCUAACGAGAUGUCGGGUACGGGAGAAGAUAUUUCUCAGGUGCACUGGAAGCAGCAGUGGUUGGAAAAUGGUACGCUGUACUUCCAUGUGUCCAUGACCGAGUCUGAGCUUCUAGCCCAGACGACACAACCUUCAGCCCGGGAGCCUGCUCACGCCCUACACGAACACAUGCAUCUGCUGCACAUCUCAGUUAUGGGAGGCCUCAUCGCCCUCCUCCUCCUAAUCCUCCUCUUCACCCUCGUCCUGUACACCCGCCACCGGUGGUGCAAGCGUCGCCGCAUCCCCCAGAAGAGCGCCAGCACCGAGGCCACCCACGAGAUCCACUACAUCCCCUCGGUCCUGCUCGGACCCCAGGGCCGCGACAGCUACCGGGGCUCUCGAGGCACGCACCAGCACGGGAGCUCCGUCAUCGGCAUGCCCAUCCGGGAAACCCCCAUUCUCGACGACUACGACUGCAGCGACGAGGACCCGGGCGGACACUCGCUCAACUCCACGCCCAACCAGCUCCACACCACCAAGCUGUGCGACGGGAAGAUCCAGGAGGACUACGGGGUCAACAUCGGCAUCGGGGGACACACGGACAUGAUGUGCAAGGACAACGAGAUAAAGCAUAAUUUUGAAAAACGAGCCAUUGACCCAAACACGGAGUCAGUAGAGGAUUUAAUGCAGAGGUUCCAGGACAGUUUCCGUGUUCCCAACACGCCGACAGACAUGUCUCACUACCAGCACGUCAUGCACAGCUCGUCCACGGGCCGCCGGAGGGUCCCCAGCCACACCAGAGCUCCCGGAGGCGUGUUCGGUCCUCAAGGGGAAUCAGGGUCAGAGCCUGAAGAUGACAGCCAGAUGAAGUUUUACACAGAGCACAGAGGACGAAGGCGCAGCAAAGGCCACCCACACAGCCCUCUAAAUAAGGUCACCCUGACGUUGAUUACCAUCAGCACGUGUGUCAUUGCCAUUGUCUACGCUACGCAGGAUUCCUGCCCUCUCACUGUCAAGGUUACCCUCCAUGUGCCUGAGCAUUUCGUCGCGGACGGAAGUAGUUUUGUGGUGAGCAUGGGCAGCUUCCUAGAUGUUUCCAAUUGGCUGAACCCAGCCAAGCUAACCCUCUACUAUCAGACCAAUUCAUCCACACAAUGGGUCCUGGACUACUGCGGCCAGAGGACCACUGAGCCCUGCGAGCAGAUCUGUGAUCAGGACACAGGAGAAUGCAGCUGUCAUGAGGGUUAUUCCCCUGAUCCUGUCCAUAAACACCUCUGCGUUCGCAGCGACUGGGGUCGGAACGAAGGUCCUUGGCCAUACGCUAACCUGGAGAAAGGCUACGACCUAGUGACAGGGGAGCAGGCCCCAGAGACGAUCUUCAGAUCAUUCUACAGUCUGGGCCAAGGACUGUGGCUGCCAGUCAGUAAGAGCUUUGUGGUGCCACCGGUGGAACUGUCAAUCAACCCCAUCGCCAGCUGUAAGACGGACGUGCUGGUUACCGAAGAUCCAGGAGAGGUCAGGGAAGAGGCCAUGAUGUCCACUUACUUUGAGACAGUGGAGGACCUACUGGCAUCUUUCGGGCCCGUCCGUGACUGCUCCAAAGAUAAUGGUGGUUGCAAGAAGAAUUUCAAGUGUGUGACUGACAGACAGUUGGAGUCAUCCGGCUGCAUGUGUCCUGAGGGGCUGAGGCCAAUGAAGGAUGGCUCAGGUUGCUAUGACUACUCUAGGGGCAUUGACUGCACGGAUGGCUUCAAUGGAGGCUGCGAACAGCUGUGUCUCCAGCAGCUCGUGCCCCUCGAAGAUGACCCCAGCUCCAGCAACGUGCUCAUGUUUUGCGGGUGUGUGCAGGAGUACAAACUGGCAGGGGACGGGCGCUCCUGCCUCCUGCUGUCAGACAACUGUGAGGGACCAAAAUGCCCAAGGCAGGAUGUCCGCUUCAAUGACACCCUGUUUGGUGAGAUGCUGCAUGGAUACAACAACAAAACCCAGCAAGUCAACUUGGGACAGAUAUUCCAAAUGACCUUCCGGGACAACAACUUCAUCAAGGACUUCCCCCAGCUGGCCGACGGCCUCAUGGUCAUCCCCUUACCAGUAGAGGAACAAUGUCGAGGGGUGUUGUCCGAGCCACUGCCCAACCUGCUGCUCCUCACAGGGGAGGCCCAGUUCAGUGAGGCAGUGGGCUAUCCUAUGGUUCAACAGUGGAGAGUGCGCAGCAAUCUGUACAAAGUCAAACUCAGCUCCAUCACCUUAUCGACAGGCUUCUCUAAGGUGCUGAAGACGCUGUCAGCGGAAAGCACACGCGAGGAGCUGCUGGCUUUCCUCCAGCAGUACGGCAGCCACUACGUGUCCGAGGCCCUGUACGGCUCCGAGCUCAGCUGCAACAUCUACUUCCCCAGCAAGAAGGCCCAGCAGCAGCUCUGGCUGCAGUACCAGAAAGAGGCAACAGACCAGGGGGUCGGCGGAGGCGGGCGGCGUGAGCUGAAGUCGGUUCCCUUCAUCAGCUACCUGUCGGCGCUGCAGAAGAGCCAGCUGCUGUCUGACGACAUGGUGAACGGCGUGGAGAUCCGCUGCGAGGAGAAGGGCAGCUGUCCAGCUGGCUGCCACCUGUGCCACCACCAGGCCACGAUGGGGGGAGUGUCGGCAAGAGGCCGCGCUGGUAACAGCAGGAGUGGAGAGCAGCCUUCCCCCAUCCCUGUGCUGCUGGAAGUCAGCCGCGUGGUGCCCCUCUACAACCUGGUCCAAGACAACGUCACCAAAGAGGCCUUCAAGAGCGCCACGAUGAGCUCAUACUGGUGUGCUGGAAAGGGCGAUGUCAUUGAUAACUGGUGUCGCUGUGACCUGAGUGCCUUCAGCAAAGACGGCCUGCCUAACUGCAGUCCCCUCAGGCAGCCGAUUUUGCGCCUAGCCCCUUACCUGGAGCCCUCAAGCACAAUGGUGGCCCUGGAGUGGAUGGAUGUGGAGCCUCUGAUUGGCUGCAAAGUUUCAGACUACAUCGUCCAACAUAAACGAGUGGAGGAUCCCUCAGAGGCAGAGGUCUACACAGGUGAAGUUCUGAGCUUGGUGGACGAUCUGUUCUCCGGUUUGGGUUCUGCCUGUGUCGUCGCCGGGAAGAGGACUGGAGACCAUCCUCACUCUGUGCUAUAUUCAGUGGUCUUCAAGUGCCUGGAACCCGACAGUCUCUACAAGUUUACUCUCCAUGCGGUGGAUAGCCGAGGCAGCCACUCCGAGUCCAGCUUCGUCUCGGUACGGACAUCCUGUCCGAUGGUGGACGACAGCCGAGCUGAAGAGAUAGCAGACAAGGUGUACAACUUGUAUAACGGCUACACCAGUGGCAAGGAGCAGCAGAUGGCCUACAACACGCUGAUGGAGAUCACUCCGCCGCUGCUAUACAGAGUCCAGCACCACUACAAUUCCCACUAUGAGAAGUUUGGAGAUUUCGUGUGGCGUAGCGAGGACGAGCUGGGCCCCAGAAAAGCCAACCUGAUUCUACAUCGGGUGGAGAAGAUCAGCCACUACUGCCGGUCCCUCCUGCGCAGCACCCACAUCCAGAGCCGUACCGACACCAUGGCCUACGUCUACUGCCGGAGUGAAGAGGGCCGACCUCCCAGCAACGCCUGGCACGGCUCCUUACAUGAAAGUCGCACCACCUGCAUGGAGAAGCUCAUUUCUGUACAGCGUAACACAUACAGCAACACCAAACUCCGAUGAGACACGAGUUUGGAUACGGAUGUGCGGUUUUUGCUUAUUUUUUUUUUCCUGCAAAAUGACAUCAAUGAUUGAUGUACCUCGUCACCCACUCUGCAGCAGGUGUCUCUCAAGUGACUGGUCUAUUUUGAAAACCAGGAGAGCCUAAAAAAACCUCAGAAUUCACUGGACAUUGUGUUAAAGCUACCGAAAAACAUUUGUGUGGCUUACUUUUAUUGUAAGACAAUAGAGGGGGAAAAAAACAAACCUGGAGCGAACAUAGUUCUCAACUGCAAAAUGCCAGUGACCGCACAUAUCAAUGAGAAACUACAGUGUGAACAUGUAAAUUAUAAUUCAGCCAAGAGGAAAAACUGGUUGGUUUCAAUACCUUGAAUGUAAUAUUGUAGUUCCUUUUCGGUGCUUUGAAGCUUACCUGGAACACUUAAGAGAGAAAAAAAAAGGAAAAAUCAAUAGCAUAACGUAUUUGCCUUUACUACCUUCAUUUGAAAGAAGAAAUGUGUUAAAGCCAUUUGAAAAAUCACUUUGUUUUCAAGUUCCCAUUAAUUAAAAAAAAAAAUAAAGCUUUUCUUCAUGAAUGAAAUAAGUGAGAAACGAUGUAGUUAGUCUUGUUUUACAUUUGAUAGAUUCAAUUGAAAUAGCAAGGCUUUGUGUGGUAAAAGGGUUGACUAAUAGGCUUCUAUCAGUCUGUUGAAAUUAUGCAAAGAGAGUGGGUGGCAUUUAAACAUCAUAUUCAUUCAUAAACUCUGAUUUCAGUGCAGAAAUCUAGGAAUCCUUUUUUGUCAUCUCUUUUAAAUACCACGGAAAAUUAACUGAUUUCAAGGACAUUUAUUUCUCAGACUAGAAAUGGACCUGAACAGUGGAUUAUGCACCCAAGACAAAAAAAAAAUGCAAUGCUUUUGCCACACUGAUGUCUUUAAAGUAAAUGCUUUUCAUAAUUUUGUUGGUUUUUGGUAUGUGACUAAACGCACCAACUGUAUUGAAACAAAGAAAUCUGAUGCUGUAGCUAGAUUUAACGAUUUCUGCAAGAUCACAUAAUGUGUUUGUAAUUUGUAAGAUUACAAAUUAUCAAGGUAAUGUGACUUUUGUCAUCAUGGCAGAAGUCAUGUAGUUCUGCUAAAAAAAAGAAAAUAGGUUUGGCGUAAUACACAGUUAAGAGGCGCAGUACUAGACGUGACAUUACAGUCGCGAUAUGGUAAUAAUAUGAUCAUACGAGUGAUUGAAAAUCAAACCUAAAAGUGAAUAUAACACAUAUAACAUAUUCACUUUUAGGAUAAUAUGAUGUUUGCUCAUUUAUGUGCACUUAUAGACAAUAUAGCAGGAUAAUAGGAUAAUCAUUUUUCAGCUGCCCAAAACAGUUUGUGAUGAACCGACUGUAAACAUGUGGUACUGUCCACUGAAUUGUGAAGUAUCAGUGAUUGUAGGGAUCACCUGUGGUCCUUUUAAUCAUCUUAUUUUUCCGUCCAAUGUCAUAUCUUCAAUGCCAUGGAUCUUGUUUCAAUGAAGAUAAACAAUGCCUUUUUUUCAAUAUUUACAUCUCAUAUUAUAUGAAUUGUAAAAUAAUAAAUUAUAUUGUAAAUUUUAAAUUGUAAAAAAAAGUAUGUAUUAUGUGGCUUUGGUUGUCUUUUUCUGAAGAAUGUGAAAUAUUAAAAAUGUAUAUUAAA